Molecule: messenger RNA, 804 nt
Organism: Rodentolepis nana
Lineage: Eukaryota; Metazoa; Platyhelminthes; Cestoda; Cyclophyllidea; Hymenolepididae
Source: the annotation of a GenBank genome assembly
AUGGCUUCGAGUUCGUAUGUUUCACUGUUGAUAUCUUCGAGCGUAACAGCUAUGUCGACAGAAAGACGUUAUCCUUUAAAUACAAUGCUGUCAAAGUUCAAGGAAAACCUCGUCCUUAUAACGGGUUGCGAUAACAAAACCAUGAAAUUGGAACUUAGAGAUGAUAACGAUAAAUUUAUAACAGAACUGACCGAUGAAUCUAAAACCUUGCAGGAAUUGGGUGUUAAAGAUGGGUACCAUGUACGUGCAUCAGAUCCAAAUGCCAAAGCCGGUCUUUAUGAUGAUAUUCUUAAUGAGGAAGUGGAAGAAUUUAAACUGACAGAUGAAGAAUAUGCUAAAAGACAAGAUACGAUUCUUGCAUGGAAAAGGCAGAAUAAACUGGGUCGAUUCAAGGAAACAAAUCCAGAAGAACUUAAAGCAGCAGAAGAGGCCAAGAAGGCUCAGUUGGCCGCUGAUGCGAAAAAGAUUGAAAGCAUGAAGAUAGGCGACAGAUGUGAAGUUCAAGUACCCAAACAACCACCUAAACGUGGUGAAAUUGCUUUCUUGGGUGAGUUGGAUGCAUUUUGGGCUAAAUCGCAAAUGGAAGAUUACGGCCUAAUUUUAUUGCCUUUAGGUGAAACCCAAUUUAAGGAGGGUAUAUGGGUUGGUGUUAAAUAUGAUGAGCCUGUUGGCAAAAACGAUGGAAGUGUCGAAGGCUACAGGUAUUUCCAGUGUCAGCCCAAAUAUGGAGCUUUCGUGAAGCCAAGUUUCGUAGAAGUGGGCGACUUUCCUGAACUUGGUAUCGACGAACUGGAUGAGUUAUGA